This is a messenger RNA of Etheostoma spectabile (orangethroat darter), 943 nucleotides long. It is a transcript of the gene srek1ip1, whose product is annotated as SREK1-interacting protein 1. NCBI's taxonomy places the organism in Eukaryota, Metazoa, Chordata, Actinopteri, Perciformes, Percidae. The coding region runs from base 97 to 633 and encodes 178 amino acids. Gene Ontology annotation, molecular function: zinc ion binding; nucleic acid binding. The transcript is spliced from 5 exons. The record is from RefSeq and is a predicted model, not a curated record.
GGAGCGAAGAAGAAGACGGAACCUAGUAGUUUCUAGAACAAAUGUUUCCCUCCGACGUUAUUUUGAGGGAAGACCCUUCAGAUUUGCGUCUUUAAAAUGGAUAACUCAAUGGCUACCCCUGGUCCAAAUAAGGACAACAUCAGAGCUGGGUGCAAGAAAUGUGGAUAUCCGGGCCACUUGACCUUUGAGUGCCGAAACUUUGUCAGAGUUGACCCCCAGAAAGACAUUGUUCUGGAUGUAAGCAGCACCAGCAGUGAGGAGAGUGAAGACGACGAACCUGCCCCGCAGCGUAAUGAGAAGUUAGGGCGAAGUAGAGGUUCCCAUGGCGAUGACAACAAUGGUAGAAAAGAGAGACACAAACGGAAGAAGAGCAGCGACAGAAAGUCAAGAAAGAGAUCUAAGUUGUCGAGUGAUGAGAAUACAAAGAAGAAAAAGAAACGCAGAACUUCUGACUCCUCAUCUGACGAAGAGGAGAGGAGGAGGAAGAAGAAGAAAAUAAAAAGCCAAAAGAAGAAAAGCAAAAAGAACAAAAGGGAACAUGGGAAGCAUCCCAAGAGACAGAAGAAGAGCAAACAAGAAUCCUCCUCUCCUUCUUCUUCCAGCUCUAGCGAAUCCUCAGACCUCAGUGACUAAGACAGCUGAACUAUCCAGUGUCUGGACGACCAACAUCAUUAUUCUUUAAGUUCAAAGUUUAAAAAAGGCCCCUCAUCUUGUUCCAUACAAGUGUAUAUUACUGAGACCAGGAUUUAAAUGAUGAAUUAGUGCAAACACACUGUAGAGUGCAUUGUAAACUGCAUAUAUCAUGCAGAAGACACAAAUGUGUUUGAGUUCUGUCAUCACACAUUUGACAGUGAAAUAUGUAACACAUGUUCAGUCUCCUGUCAUACAUAUUGCUAAUCAUCAGUUGGAGGUUUUCAAGUCCAAGCAAGAAUUGUAGUUCAGG